Hippocampus comes (tiger tail seahorse) is the source of this 5201-nucleotide messenger RNA. It is a transcript of the gene tbc1d2b, whose product is annotated as TBC1 domain family, member 2B. The transcript is spliced from 13 exons. Gene Ontology annotation, biological process: regulation of GTPase activity. The record is from RefSeq and is a predicted model, not a curated record. Lineage: Eukaryota; Metazoa; Chordata; Actinopteri; Syngnathiformes; Syngnathidae. Bases 450 to 3371 code for a protein of 973 amino acids. Gene Ontology annotation, molecular function: small GTPase binding; GTPase activator activity.
GUUACCCACCAAUUAGCCUGCGUAAUAUUUGAGUAUUUUUUCAUGAAAUACUCACUACUUUUACUCAAGUAAUUAUUUGGAACAAUACGUUUUACUCAUAUUCUGGACUAACACACAGUUGUGUUGAGUACAUCGACUACUCAUACCGUUGCUGUAGUGUUGUCAGUUGCACCCCGACCCAAUAUUUAUGGCCUCAGCAUACAUCAAUAUUUUUAAUUGAAGCAAUUUAACAUUUAGUAAUAAUCUCCAAAAUGUUUAUCAGCACGUUUGAGUUUUGUGGGCAAACUAAUCGCGGCAAACAGCGCCAUUCAGCGGCAAACUCGUCACUUCCGCAUUCCCAAAAUAGACUUCAACUCCCAUGAUGCUUUGCCCUGAAGGCGGCCAGUCAUGCGGGUGGAAACAGGAGUGGGCAUCCGUUACGCUGCACGAAGAAGAAACUUUGGGGAAAGAUGCACGAAGAGGAGGAUGGCGUUGAGCCGAACUCCGGCCCAGCUCCUCGGUUCGAAGCCUCCGUCAAGGCGGUCGACGGAGUCGACGUGGAGGUGCCGAAGGAGCACACAUCCAAGCUGUGCGGCUUCUUGAGCAAACUGUCUGGCAAGGGGCCCCUGAGGGGGUACAAGCCGCGGUGGUUCGUUUACGAUCCAAGGAAAUGUUAUCUGUAUUACUUCAAGAGUCCUCAGGACGCCUUGCCUCUUGGACACAUUGAAAUAGGCGAUGCGUGCUUCAGCUACGACGUGGAAGCCGAAGAGGGACACUUUCAGAUCAGCACGGCCGGGAAAGAGUUUCUACUUAAGGCCCCCAGCAAGCAGGUGAUGCACUCCUGGUUGCAGCAGCUCCAACAGAAGCGUUGGGAGUUCAGCAACUCGCGAGGCUACGGGCAGAGGGACAGCUGGAGCUCACCCACCUUAGCCUACCCGAUCAGUGGGCUUGUAGCCGAAGACAAUGAUGCGUUCCUCUUUGAGAAGCUCAGCGACAGCAUGGAGAAGGUCCGCAGUGACUUUGCCUUGGAGUCCGAGACUGAAGGCGGUGGAACGGUUGGCAUCCAAUCGGCAAGAGGGACGUCCACUUCCACAAAUACCCUCAAUUUCUCGCUCAAGAAUUUUGGUACAGAGCUCAGGAACUCCAUGUCAUAUCUGCGACCGGGUCGGGGAGGCGAGAGCAGACGCAGUGUGUUUUACACCGGCAACAACAGCAGUGCAGAUGAUUGGGAGCUGGUGGACGCUCCACCCAAAGACUUCCCCGAACACAAACCUCAUCCAGACACUCACAGGCAUUCCUUUGGAUCGGCGUUUGAAUUUGUGCGCAACUCGUCGAGGCCGAAGAGGCCUCUCCUCCGUGAAAUGAUGGGCUCCGGGAAGUUUGGCCGCAACGCGGCCGAGAUCCGCAGUGCAGAGAGCUCCCCAGUGGAGUUUAACGGCAAGUUUUUGGAGAUGCAACUUCGUCUCCAAAGCCAGCAGGAGGAAGUGUGUCGCAUGCAACAGGAUCAAGCCAAACUCAAGGAGGAGCUGGUCAGUCAGAAGGAGCUGGUGAGACUAUUGCAGCAGACCUUAAGAACAUCCCAGAGCGAUCGCCAGCCAGCACAUCGUCCACUGCCGCCUUCCGAUUUAUCGUCCGCCGAGUCCAAUCAGACUCACCACCAAGAAGUAAGCCCGGAGGAGCUUGCACGUUUAGAGGCCCAUGUUGAGGAACGAGAUGGACAGAUCCAGUCCCUGUGUGGCCAUAUGGAGCGUUUGGCCUUGGAGAAGGAAAGCCUCCAGAAAGAGCUGAAGGGUCUAAAAAUCAAGGUUGGGGAGAUAAAUGACCAGCUGGGCAUGCUGAUGGAGACCAUUCAGGCCAAAGAUGAAGUCAUCAUGAAACUGUCGCAGCAGAGCUCUGAGCUGAGCGGGACUCCAAAUGAUGGUUCACCGCCUCCCAGAAAAGAUCAACAGGAACUGGACAUCCUCAAGGACAGUCUUCAAGGGUAUAAAACCCAAAACAAGUUUCUAAACAAAGAGAUCCUGGAGCUGACAGUGUUGCGCCGAAAUGCUGAAAGUCGUGAGAAAGCCUUGGAGGCAAAGUACACAGCCCUGGAAGCCAAGCUGUGUCAGGUGGAGAGUAAGUAUCUGGUGCUGCUACAAGAAGUGAAGAACCCAGUGUGCUCAUCUUCGGAGCCGAGUCCUGCUGGGGAGGUCAUCUCCCGAUUGUUGGAGGACGCCCUACAGUUGGAGAGCCCCGAGCAGGAAGAGAACCAUGUCUUUAGACCCAACACUGUCAGCGAGUAUGACGUGUACGGUUUCAAGACGUUGCCCGAGGAAGAGGAAGAGGAGGAGCGCCUCGUCGCCAAAGUGAGAGCCUUGGAGCUCAAGUCCCUCUCCUUGACGGAUCAGGAGGUGUCUGUCGGCGUCAAGUGGGAGAACUAUCUGGCCGGCACCAUGAACCGGAACUUGGUUCGCUCCCCCGAGCUCAAAACGCUGAUUCGCUGCGGUAUUCCCCACGAGCAUCGCUCUCAGUUGUGGCGCUGGUGCGUCUCCCUCCACGUCAAGAAGUUCCGGGAUCACUUGGCGGCCGAUUAUUAUGAAACGUUACUGAAUGUGGCCCGGGACAAACCCAACCCUGCUUCGAAGCAGAUUGAGCUGGAUUUAUUGCGAACUUUACCCAACAACAAGCACUACUCUUCUCCCAGUGCGAUCGGCAUCCAGAAGCUCAGAAAUGUUCUGGUGGCUUUCUCCUGGAGAAAUCCGGACAUCGGCUACUGCCAGGGACUAAACAGAUUGGCAGCUAUUGCGUUGCUGUAUUUGGACCAAGAAGAUGCCUUUUGGAGCCUCAUAGCCAUCGUGGAAGUGUUCAUGCCGAGAGAUUACUACACCAAGACUCUGCUCGGCUCGCAGGUGGACCAGCGUGUGUUCAAGGACUUGAUGAGCGAGAAGCUACCGCGACUCCACGCCCACUUUGAGCAGCACAAGGUGGACUUCUCGCUCAUCACUUUCAACUGGUUCCUGGUGGUGUUUGUGGACAGCGUGGUCAGCGACAUCCUCUUCAAGAUCUGGGACGCCUUCCUCUACGAAGGUCCAAAGAUUAUAUUUCGCUUCGCCCUUGCUCUCUUCAAAUACAAGGAGGAGGAGUUUUUGAAGUUGCAGGAUUCCACCACGAUCUUCAAAUAUCUCCGUUAUUUCACUCGCACAAUCCUUGAUUCCAGGAAGCUAAUGAACAUCGCUUUCGUGGACAUGAACCCGUUCCCGAUGAGGCAGAUCCACAACCGGCGUUCCUUCCACCUGGAGAAGGUCCGCCUGGAGCUGACCGAGCUGGAGGCCAUCAGGCAGACCUUCCUGCGGGAGAGGGAGACGUCUCAGGACGGACGCAGCUUCGUCAGCGACGACGAAGAGGACAACUGAAAACCGUCUGGUCGGAUGUGGUACAGGACAGGAAUGUGCUUUGACACAGUUUGCGUUUCAUUGUUGCUGGACUAAUCAACUUGUGGACCAAAAUAUCGCAGCCUAUCAGUAUUCCUGCCUUUUUUCCAUUUUUAUGUUUUACAUUGCUCUUGUGUCUUUACAAUACAACUUGUCUUAACGUGGCUGUCCGAAUCGGUUUUUGUUUCAUUUGUGGCUGUAACAUUUUAUAUGUACAUGUGCAUCUCAAUCAAUUAGUCAGUUGUGGAAAAUGCCAUUUUAGUGCAUUUCAAAAAGUAAAAACAUUAUAUAGAUUCACUGCACACGGAAUGAAAUAUUUCAUGAUUCUAUUUCGAAUUUUGAUGAUUAAUAGCUUACCGCAAGCCAAAACUCACAAUUCAAAUUUCAAAUAUGUAAUGUAAUAUUCCAGUUUUUUUGGGCCCCUUCUGAAAACUAUUUCUGAUUUUCACUUUUUGAACACCAAAAAUAAACGUUUCUAUGAUAUUCUAAUUAAUUAAGAUGCAUGUGUAUGUACGUAUUACAUUUUGAAGGUUGAUGUCAUGACCACACAGCAUGCCACUCUACAUUUGCACCUAAAUACCACUUGAUCGCCUGUUUUGCUUAACUAUUGUCAAAUUUGCUCGAAAAUGUAUUCGAUUCUGGUGCACACAACUCUUUCAUUGUUUUAUCCCAAUAUGUUUUUUAUUUUUACAUGACUUUUUUUAAAUAAGUUGACCCCUCAGAAUAAUCAAGUUUGGUAUUUUGUGACCAGGUCACACAACUGAUGUGUGUGUGGACCGUUUCUGGCACGCUUGAACCGAUUUUAAUUUUAUUAACUUCAAAGAAAAUAUUGUUUGAUGACAACUUGUUGAAACGAAAAAAAUGUUUGGGCCAGGACACCUGAUGUGUGUUGAUUGUUUUGCCAGUGCUUCCUGGACUUCAGUGCUUUUUCCUUUCAUCAACUUGAACAUUUUUACAAAUGUCACAAAACUGUCUUAUCCCCCCCCCCCCCCACCCCCAAAAAAAACACAUUACCACUUAUUUCCAACCAUUUCUUAGCUGGACGAUAGUAGCUGCUGGGACUGUUUUUUUGGGGGGGGGUCGCUCUUGCCGAUGUAGUUUCAUUCCAUGUUCGCAAGGUGGCAGUGCAGAGUGGCUGUAGUUUCAUUCCAUGUCCGCAAGAUGGCAGUGCAGAGUUUCUGUUCAGGCUUGCAUGCUGUGUUUUAUUUUUAAGCUGUUUCACUGUUUUUUCGGUUUCAGAUGAAAACGUUGUUUUGUGGCUGAAGUCAUUCAGUGGCACAUUUGUUCUUUUGAGAUGAUUUUACUUUUCGAUCUGAACACCGCUAUUACGUUUGAAAGAAACAAAUGUGGGUUUGGUCCUAUGAAUAAGAUGCCAACAGGUGUCUCCUCCUCACUUGCCUUCUGUUUGUGCUGACGUAUUGUUCCGAUAGUCAUUUUUUGCACGGGAAAUGCUGUUAGAUUUCUUUGCUGUCUCUUAUUCUUGUGAUGUCCGCCAGACUAAUGUGACAUUGUUUUUGGUUUGAAUUUCAAACUAAUGGAAAUGAAAAGGACGAGAGCAGGGCUCCCUUAACAUUUUCCAAGAGAGAGGUUACAUUGUGUGAUCCCCCCCAACAUUUGCCACUUUACAAAGACUAAGCUCCAUUCCAAUACAUGUUUUUCCCUUUCUGUUGCUCGUUUUUGUCAGCAUUCUAUUGCACACUUCCGAAUACAGUUCCCUUCAACGUUACCUGUUUAUUGUUGCAGUGCGAAAGGUACGUCGUAGUUUGUCAUUCUGUUCAAGACAUGUUAAUGAAUAAAAUUCAAAUGACUGAU